ACAGCUUACAAUGGUUCGAGUGGUUAUUACAUAAAGCCAACAACACUACCAACAGCAAGGUAGCAGGGAAACCAGUGAUAAGCUGCUUUCGGUGACUCAAACACACGGGCUCAGGUCUUCUCCUUCCUGUAGUCUCCGGUUACCUCCGAUCUCUGACUCACACAUAUGUGCUCCAGCUAUCGACAGGUCAGCGAUCGUAAUAUCCGAAACGGUGUCGGAGGAGGAGCUUUGUGCUUCAACUUGCCUUCGCGUGGGGACAUUCAACGAACUGAAUCCUUCGUCUUACGAUAUCCAAGAUCACAGAAGAUAAUUGGCAGAGCGUGAGUUCGAAGCGCUUAAGGAUAGAGUUUCGGGAAAGAGGUUUUUACGCGUGUAUCCUGUUUAAACGCUACCCUUCCGUUGUCGCAACUAUCAACCUUAGCUUCUGAAGACUUGACCUCAGUAUGUAAGUUCUCUGAUGGGAUAGAAGAUAGAGUUGUGGUGGGGAGCCUUGAUUCUUAACCAAUGUCGUUGGCUUCCUGAUGAAAUCUCUGGAACUAAACCAGAGAUUUUGCUAGGGCGUACUUGAGCAACGUCUGUGUUGCCAGAGAGCUGCAUCGUAACGGAGUUGGUUACAAACUCAAUGAAAAGUCUAAAGUAGUUGCUAGAGAAUGGGGGAUAACGGAUAUGUACGUGCAUGUGACGGUCAACAAUGAAGCAGCGAAGAGGCUAUACAUGAAAAGUUGGUUCGAGCAAGAGAGCGCUGAGCCAGCGUGGCAAGCUCUAUACCUCAACAAGCCACAACGGCUCCUCCUCUCCCUUCCUAUUACCUCCUGAUCCAUGUCCAGAUAAACGGCAGCGUUUUCCACUGGCCAUUUGGUUUCGUUUACCGAACCAUAUAAAACAGCGUAAAGCGCUUGGAAAAAAUAUGAAAGGCUUAGAAAUGGUGGUGACGUCUUUCUCUUCAACGCCUCCUAUCUUCUUCUCCUCCUCCCCGCUUUCUUCUUCGAAUCUCCAUGGACGCUUCACGAUCCCUUCCUCUCCCUCUUCUCUCUUACACCAAGAUGCGAAGGUGGUGGGAACAAGGGUCAGAGGUGGAGCAGUUCGAGUCCUAGCAAAUCCAAAUGCAUCAUCCCCUCCUCCGGGGAGAGUAAAGGCCAAAAAAGAAGUAAUCAUGGUAGACCCUCUUGAGGCCAAGCGGCUAGCUAGUAAGCAAAUGGAAGAGAUCAAAGGCAAAGAGAGGCAACAGCGAAGGCGCGAAAUAGAAGCUAUAAACGGAGCCUGGGCAAUCAUAGGGCUCUUGAUAGGGCUUGUCAUCGAAGCUCAAACAGGAAAGGGUAUUCUAGCUCAGUUGGCUGGCUAUUGGUCUGCGGUUAUGCAUCUAUUCACUUCAUCAACACAGAAUCUCCCACAGUAAACCAAAAACCGUAUACUAUGUUUUGUUGAGUUUCAUUGAUGUUGUUCAUGUAAUCUUUAGCAAGAGCAUUCAGCAAGACAUAAACAGUUAAACUUUAUAUUAAUAAGAUUGAAGUGAUAAAUUAA
Brassica oleracea var. oleracea is the source of this 1521-nucleotide messenger RNA. RefSeq lists its product as uncharacterized. The record is from RefSeq and is a predicted model, not a curated record. The coding region runs from base 908 to 1396 and encodes 162 amino acids. Gene Ontology annotation, cellular component: chloroplast thylakoid membrane. Lineage: Eukaryota; Viridiplantae; Streptophyta; Magnoliopsida; Brassicales; Brassicaceae. The transcript has 9 exons.